Messenger RNA from Trichosporon asahii var. asahii CBS 2479, 411 nucleotides. RefSeq lists its product as uncharacterized. The record is from RefSeq and is a predicted model, not a curated record. Gene Ontology annotation, cellular component: mitochondrial matrix. Bases 1 to 411 code for a protein of 136 amino acids. Gene Ontology annotation, molecular function: ATP binding; protein-folding chaperone binding; metal ion binding. NCBI's taxonomy places the organism in Eukaryota, Fungi, Basidiomycota, Tremellomycetes, Trichosporonales, Trichosporonaceae. The transcript is spliced from 4 exons.
AUGGCCGCCACCUUCAAGAACAUCAAGAGCCUCCAGCCCCUCUUCGACCGCGUUCUCGUCCAGCGCUUCAAGCCUGAGACCAAAACCGCUUCGGGCAUCUUCCUUCCUUCGUCUGCCGCCUCUACCCCUCUUCCCGAGGCUACCGUCAUCGCUGUCGGCCCCGGUGCCCCCGGCAAGGACGGCAAGGUCGUUCCCACCUCCGUCCAGGCUGGUGACCGUGUUCUCCUUCCUGGCUGGGGCGGAUCCAGCAUCAAGGUUGGCGAGGAGUUUCCACUCGGCUAUCAGUUUAACCUGACCAUGAUCCGUUCGGAGAAACUUGAUUGGCUGGUGGACAUCCCUCAUCUCUAUUUUUCCGCUUGGCCCUACCAGUCCAUCGCGAAGCGAGCUUUGUCUCGAGUAGACGAGCUCUGA